GAUUUGGGGACAUCGGUAAAGAAACUAUCGAUUGUUUUUAAAACCAUCGAUAGUGUUGAAAAAUUAAGACUAUCGAUAGUACCAUUGAUAGUUGUACACCUCUAGUAAUUAACGACAAACAAGAAAAUAGAUAACACCAGAAUUGCUAGGUUUAUAAAACGCUGAGAUUUUCAAUGAAUUCGCGCAUACUUUUAAAGUAAAACAAAAUAUGCAAGCAUUAAAUACUUCAGCAAACGAAGGAAGUUGUAACACCACAUCGCCACCUGAGGAUUGGCACUAUUGGUGCCGGCUUUGUGCGAAAAUGGAUAUUCACAGCCAAAACGUAUUUUUUUGUUAUGAACCUCUUACCCUAGAAAAAACGGAUGCUAAAGACUCUACAAUGGUCAAAACGAUCGGAAAACAUUUUUGCGUGCAAAUUAAAUACGAUGACGACCUUCCAAAAUCGUUAUGCACAGGAUGUGUUUCAUUGUUGUCAACUCUCACAAAUUUCGAAGAACAUGUUGCCAAAGUACAAAAAAUGUAUACUGCCUUGCAAACUGGUUACUACGGUAAAGAUAUAGACUCCCAUUCCGUUAGAAUGAAGUAUGACAUUUUGAGAAAAGACGGGGCAGAGUUGUUCAUAAGCCCAUACGAGGAAAAGUGCGUUAAUGAAAUAGCAGCAACUAACUUAGAAAUAGAAAUAAAAGAAGAAGACCCUAAUAACUGUGCCCAGGUCGAUGAAGUUACAUGUGCAUUUGAGGAUGUGGAAGCAGAAGCUGAAGCCGAAGAUCCAUUUGCCAGUGAUAUUGACAUUGAUCACGAUGAAAGGAAGAUAUUUUCUGCAAAACGAUGCAGCGAAGCCACUAAUACGCUAGAUAAUAAAAUUUCCCACAUAAAAUCGUCAAAAGAACAACGUAAGAAACUCAAAACAAGACUGAAAAACACUGAACAGGAAGGUUUACUUACAGAUGAUAAUAAACUAAAAUUAAUACAAAGCGAAAAAAACAGUCCCGGCAAUAAGUCCAAAGGAUGUCUUGAUGCAUCUAAGCGAGCGUCAAGUGAUGACAAAUAUUUUUGUAGCGACUGCUCACUGCAUUUUCAGCGUCCUGGUAACUAUCGUAUUCAUAUGAAGAAAAGACAUGGAAAGGCAUUAGAACCUUUGACUUGCCCCCAAUGUCCGAGAUCCUUCAGAACGAUAUCUGGGUUGAAUGUUCAUUUAAAAAAACAUGUACCAUUGUCUGAGAAGCGAAUAUUUCCAUGCCCGCAAUGUGAUAAAAAAUUUCCGACAAAAGAAUAUGUAGCCACACACAUAAAAUUUGUGCACGAGGAUUUUCGUCCAUUUAUAUGUGAAGAAUGUGGCGAAGCUAAACGUACGGAAGCUGCUCUAAAAGAGCACAGGCUUAUACAUACUGACCUCGCUCCUUUUGUUUGUGAAAUAUGUAAGAAAGGCUUUAAAAAUAAAUAUCGCUUAAAGAAACAUAUGGACAUUCAUAGUUCCAAUAAGCACAUUUGUAGUGAGUGUGGGCUCGAACUGAAUUCGCGUGUAACUUUAAAUCGACAUAUGCUCGUGCAUUCAGAUAUUAUGCGUCACAAGUGCGAUUAUUGCGGCCGAGCAUUUAAGCGAGCAAAAACACUGAAAAGUCAUUUAAUACUCCAUAGUGGUCUAAAGCCAUAUUCUUGUGACUUUUGUGAUAAAACCUUUGCUAAUGGAGCUAACUGUCGUACUCACAAAAAAAAAUCUCAUCCAGAGGAAUUAGCUGCAUUAGAGGCGUCAGGAGCAAAGAUAUAUACUAAGAAUAUACCUAGGUUGGCUGUGUUAAAGACAGUAACACAAACAGCAGAAAACCUUUUUCCUGUUGUCUCCAAACAGAGCGGUAAUUUUUCAAUGUGUAGAAAACCGAAGCCUCCAAUUGAUUGUAAUGUUGGCACAAGAGAUUUCCAUAUGCCCACGAAGGGAGAUACGUCUUCUGAGGUCGUACCAUUAAGCAGUCAAACAGUUUUUUAAAAACAAAAGUUCGGAGCCCGUUACUUGCAUAAAAAUAACGUAUCGUAAUUUUCGUAAUAAGAAAUUAGACAUUAGUAUUUUUUGUAAAGAUGUUUUUUUUUUUAUUCUGUAUGCGUGUACAUACAUCGCACGUUUGCCGAAAGAUCGUCUUGAUAGGGAAAUUCCAAAAUGCGAGAAAAAGGCUUUAAAAUACCUAAAAUUGUCGAAAAGUGAUUGUUUUGACAAAUUUCAUUAUGAGACAAAAUUGACAGAUAACAUGAAAUUUCUUAACACAUAAAACAACAGCUAACCACCCUUUCAGCAAGCUUAACUCAGUUUUUUUUAUUCGGAUUGUGACGUUCUUCCAACAAACGAGCGACAUGUAAUUGCAUGUAAAAAUAUUUUAAAAAAUUAGCCUAAAAUUUUUUAGACUAUGACAGCUUUAUUGGUUAUAGAAAUACAAUAAUGUGCUGUUUUGUCAAUA
This is a messenger RNA of Rhagoletis pomonella (apple maggot), 2447 nucleotides long. Its product is annotated as zinc finger protein weckle-like. The coding region runs from base 209 to 1984 and encodes 591 amino acids. The record is from RefSeq and is a predicted model, not a curated record. Gene Ontology annotation, biological process: regulation of transcription by RNA polymerase II. The transcript is spliced from 4 exons. Lineage: Eukaryota; Metazoa; Arthropoda; Insecta; Diptera; Tephritidae. Gene Ontology annotation, molecular function: zinc ion binding; DNA-binding transcription activator activity, RNA polymerase II-specific; RNA polymerase II cis-regulatory region sequence-specific DNA binding. Gene Ontology annotation, cellular component: nucleus.